UCCAGGACUACACGCCCCAACCUAUCACCUCUCAUCAAUCAUCACCACCACACAUUCAAACCGCUCCAACCGUCGAACCCACCCGCACCCAUUGGCCACCACCAUUGGAGCGUCCCCUUGCAGCGAGCACAAUACUGCCGACAUACUGCAAGAACGGCAGACCGCAGGAACUGCCUCGGGAACUGCAUCUAACCCCGAGACAGCAUGACCUUGACCUCCUCCUCCAGUUGGUGAAUGGAUACUCGACUCGGACUUGGCCAUGGCCGCCUCCGUGGACUCGAUCAAGGCCCGCCACCCUCAUAAACACCCUCACCAGCACCUCCCGCCACCGGCUCUACCGCUCUCUCCGCCUCUCGAGCCUCUAUCUCACCGCCAUCACCAGCUCGCCUCCGCCGCUUCAACUGCCGUGUCGACGUCAGUCAGCCCCCUCAACGGCGUCGCUCCACCGCUUCGUCCCACCGCCCAGUCGACUACAGUCGCCUCGAACUCAGCGACGACGACCGACGACACGCCGUCCCUACCCCCGAUCUCGUCCGACGAGGACCGCUCCUCGGAAGAUGGCUCUCGCCGCAGCGCCAGCCCUCAGCGGCCCGUGUCCAACUCGUCGUCCAUCUCCGAUCCCGCAGUAGAAGAUGACCACGAGCAUGAUGCCGACACGGAGGACGAUCACCAGCGGCAACACACCGUAGGGGAAGGGUCAUGGAACUGGGGAACAGACAAGGACAGUGUCAGCAGGGACAAAAGCGAUGGGUUCCACGGACGAGGCAGUCGCAGCAGCACAAUUACCAAUGCCUCCAUGUACAGCGGUGGCCACGUCCGCCGCCUUUCCAGCCACGAGAUCCAACGCCUCACCAACGCUCCUGAAUCUCUCCCUGUUGCCCCAGCGCUUCAGCGCCGCUCCAUAGACCAAGAGACCGUCGCCCGCUUUGCUGAACAGCGCGAGGCUAUCCGCCAGUCUAUGCUCCAUCACCCAGAUCUCGGACGCCAACCCGACUACCUCCAACUACAACCCAACGGACUUGCAAUCGAAGCCCGCACAUCCAGCGCUGCCAGCUCUCGUGAUGCUCAGCGUCGCCCGUCUCCGGCGCCGCGAACCGUUUCGACGCCGCCCACAAGUCGUGUGCAGCCCAGCGACGCCCUCGGAUUGUCGGUGCCCUCGGCCCGUCGAUAUUCCUCCUUCAACUCCGUUAACCGGCCUCCCUUGCUUCACCUGAACCUCGAGGGCGUGGCAACGUCUCCAAGUCGUCCAAGCCGCUCGAACCCGGCCACGGCGAUUCCGAUUCAGCAACCCGACGCAGUCCCUACCCACCGGCCGCCGAAAUCGCCGCUGCCGCCCAUUAUUCCUCUUCCGCCCAUGUCUCUCCCCACACAUCUCCAGCUCGAGCUUGCUGCGCAGCGACCGAGCCCCCUCUAUAUCCACCAAUCACACGCCUACGACAUUCCCUACGAAUCCAACGUGGUCAAGUUUGAGCGGCUCAAGAACGUCCUGCUCAUCCCUUGGUAUCUCGAGCGCACAUUGAACUUUGGCGCCCUCGCAUGCCUCGAUGCCUGGCUUUACAACUUCACCAUCCUCCCUGUUCGGUUCUUCCUGGCUCUGGCCGUCCUCUUUCGGUGGUGGGGUUACGUUGUUGUCAAGGAGGUCAAAUUUGUCGUCGACUUCGUGUGGUAUGGCUUGGGGAGACUUUGGCGGCGUCGACGGGUAAGCCGAUCACAGCAGGCUGGCGACCAGUCGGAAGAUGAGAGAUCUCGUAGCCAAAGCCGGCAUCGCAGUGAAAGUCGGCCCCGCGGACUCUCCAGCGCCUCGAAUGCGUCGCAGAACGGGAGUGCCGAGCACCGGACGAAUGGUAACGGCAACGGCCGAUUCAAGAUCCCAGCGCAGACUCGCGGUCCUAGAUCGGGCACGUUCCGGCACAGGAGAACCAAGUCGAUACCGUCCAACCUGUCCGCCUUCCACAAGGCCGAUCUGCUUCAAGGCCUGGUCAUUGUAUGCAGCUCCAUGGCCCUCAUGACGCUCGACGCCAGCCGCAUGUACCACUUCAUCCGCGCUCAGUCUGCUAUCAAGCUCUACGUCAUCUACAAUAUCCUCGAGGUCGGUGACCGCCUCCUCUCGGCGCUCGGCCAGGACAUCCUCGAGUGCCUCUUCAGCACCGAGACGCUCUCCCGCAAUGCCUCGGGACGCUCCAAGGUCCUGCUUCCAAUGGGCAUGUUCCUGCUGGCUCUCGCCUACUGCUGUCUGCACUCCAUUGCCCUUUACUACCAGGUUAUCACGCUCAACGUGGCUGUCAAUUCGUACUCCAACGCGCUCCUGACUCUUCUGCUGUCCAACCAGUUCGUCGAGAUCAAGAGCACCGUCUUCAAGCGCUUUGAAAAGGACAACCUGUUCCAACUGACGUGUGCCGACAUCGUCGAGCGGUUCCAGCUCUGGAUCAUGCUCCUCAUCAUCGGCAUGCGCAACGUCGUCGAGGUCGGUGGCCUCUCCAUCCCUGGAGCUGGCUCUGAGCCUAGCUUCGACGAAGCCUCCGGCGCACUCCCUCUGCAUCACCCGUCUAUCCUCCCGCACGCCUUCACCGUGCUGCCUUCGUGGCUCAUGUCGGGAGAGGUUCUUUCGCCGUUCCUCAUCGUCAUUGGUAGUGAGAUGUUGGUCGACACUAUCAAGCACGCCUACGUGACCAAGUUCAACAACAUCAAACCUGCAUUUUACAGUCGUAUCCUUGAUAUCCUCUGCAAGGAUUACUACACCAACGCAUUCAUGACCCCAUCUCUAACUCGGCGCCUGGGCCUCGCCGUCAUCCCCCUUUCGUGCCUCUUUAUCCGCGCCUCCGUUCAGACUUACCACAUGCUCCUCUCUACCCACUUGCCCAUGCCCAUGCCGGAGUCUACGCAGACGUCUCUCACGCAAGAAUCCGCCGUGCCGUCCUCGCCCGCCGUCAUCGCCGCCCUCAAUCGCUUCGACUCGCUCAUCCGCGACUCGCUCGGCCGCGCCACGUACGGCUACCCCUACGGCUCGCCGCUCAACUCGCGCCCCUGGUACCAGUGGACAUCUGACGACGCCAUCGCCGCCAUCACCAUGAUCGUCGUCUUCUUCAUCGCCUUCCUCGUCCUCCUCAUCCUCAAGCUGCUCCUCGGCAUGGUCCUGCUCAAGUACUCCCGCAACCGCUACGCCCGCAUGAAGCAGGCCGAGCACCUCGUCGCCCAGGGCCAGGCCGAACGCGAAACCUACGAAACACCCGGCAGCAAGCGCGUCGGCGGCUUCGGACACGUCGAGGUCGGUGACGACCGCCAGCGCUGGAUCCACGCCGACAAGAAUGAAGGGUUGAAGGGAGGCAAGGGACCGUCGGGUUCCUCCGUCAAGAUUAAGAAGCCCGAGAGCGACAUGGAGGGCGUGUCGCGGUACGAGAUGGUCGCGAAGCGCAUUUGGUAGAGCGUCUGCAUUCUUACCUCACUUUACUUUUUCACCUUGGUUGUUGCGGGUUGCAUAUUUUUGUCCUUUCAACUUGAAAGCUGGAAACUAGAACGGAACUUCAAGGCUGCGCCGGAGGGACGCGACGGGACCGGACCGGACUGGUUGCAUGCAUAUAUAUACAAAGGUGCGAUGGCGCUUCGGACUACCAGGUAAUUCUGGGAAUGGGAAUUGAUUUCAUCUUUUGUUUUUCAAGUACUUUUGUUUCAAGUACUUUGCACGCCUCGGAGGAGUUUUGUCACUUUGGGCAUCAAUUGUUUUCAAUGACUGUUCCAGACAGUUAAAAGUCAAGCCUAGUUAGUCGUGGGAAGUUUCUCGCCAACAACAGAAUAUUUUACAUAGCAAGGUUGACCAAGGCAAUCGCGGCAUAAGUCAAACCAACCCUUGCUUGUAACCAAUACAACAGUCAUCAAAACAAACAUUCA
This is a messenger RNA of Ilyonectria robusta, 3885 nucleotides long. RefSeq names its product eukaryotic membrane protein family-domain-containing protein. Gene Ontology annotation, cellular component: endoplasmic reticulum membrane. Bases 260 to 3421 code for a protein of 1053 amino acids. Gene Ontology annotation, biological process: maintenance of protein localization in endoplasmic reticulum. The record is from RefSeq and is a predicted model, not a curated record. NCBI's taxonomy places the organism in Eukaryota, Fungi, Ascomycota, Sordariomycetes, Hypocreales, Nectriaceae. The transcript is spliced from 2 exons.